AUGGAAAAGCCUAAAAAACCGUACGACAAAGAGAAGACAGUGGGCAUGAACGCUGCAAUAACGGAUAUUUCAAUUUUACACCAGAAGUACCCCAAAGCCACCUACACCGUCGUCUCACAAUCCGGACCCGUUCAUGAACCAAACUUCAUUGCUGAAUGUAGAAUCGAUGAAAAAAACGUUUUCUAUGGUGAGGGUAAGUCAAAACAGAAAGCCAAACAAGAUGCUGCUGCGAAUGCAUUAAAGUUUAUAGUUAGCUCUAAUGCUAAUGGUGAGUCGAAACCAUCUGAAGCAGCAACAAAAAACCCUCCAACUCCAUCCAAAUCUGAACCUCUGACAGAUAAAGUUCAUGUGGGUAUUGUUUUUCAACAUUUACAUCCGGAUUUAAAUUUCAUCUGGUCAAAGGGGAGUGAUUUGAAUAGACAUGUCGGAGAAAUUGUUGUUAAUGGAAAAACUUUCAAGGAUGAAAGUUCCUCUAAAAAAUUAACUAAAGUAAAGUUAACUGUGGCUAUUCUUAAAGAAAUGCAUAACAUUAAUUGCAUUACCAUGUCAGAUAAAAAUGCAUAUGUGGAAAAUAGUGAUUGGAAGAAAAUAAGGGCAAAAAAACACAAGCCCACUCCAAUGAGGCCAGUGAAAAGUGAACAGUUGACAUCAAUUCCACCUGUUUGUGGCCAAAAACAUCCAAUACAAUUUUUAUAUGAGAUUUACACUACCCUCGAUUACAAAGAAAUGAAUAUAUCGGACCCCAGCGGCAUAAAAUAUAGAUGUACUUUGGACCUUGAGAAUGAAACCUUUGUUGGUGAAGCUUUGACAAGAAAAAUUGCCAAAUUAAAUUGUGCUAUAAAUACUAUAAAUGGUCUUCUAGAAAUGGGAAUUUUACAACAGAGGCUAGAAAUCAAAGAAAUGAAUAAAGAUAUGUUGAGGAAGCACAAACUAGCUAAAAAAGAAAAAUAUCUCAUGAAGCAAGAUACUAGGUUAAAAUAUCAAGGUGAUGGCAUGAAGAAGUUCAAAUUUGUUGAUUUCAAGAAAAGUGAAACACUUAUGCCAGGUCGAGGUAUGGUAUCGAACCCAUCCAUAUAUCCGAGUCAUCAUGCUAACAGCUCAGUGGCUGGUGCUGGCAAUAAUUUCUUUGCAGGUCAUGCAAACGAACAAUCUUACAAUCUGAGAAUGCCAUCUUCAUUCCUAUCAAUGGAGAACCAAAACACUAAUGUCUUACAGCAACAGCCAUUUGUCAAAACGGAAUAUAACCAGCAUGGCUACAUAAAAAGUGAGUAUCAUAGCCCCCAGCCAGCUAGCUCGUCUUAUGCUGCUAAUAGCUACAGCAACAACGAAAGGAUAUACCACCACCAUCAUCACCAUCACCAGCCCCAACAACAACAGCAAUAUCAUUUCAAUAACCAACAAGCACAUGAAGCCGUUUAUAACAGUUACUCCAACUACAAUGCUACAGCUGGAUCUGCAGUCUCCAACAGAAUACCAUUCAACUACUGA
This is a messenger RNA of Helobdella robusta, 1488 nucleotides long. RefSeq lists its product as hypothetical. Lineage: Eukaryota; Metazoa; Annelida; Clitellata; Rhynchobdellida; Glossiphoniidae. Gene Ontology annotation, biological process: adenosine to inosine editing; RNA processing. Gene Ontology annotation, molecular function: tRNA-specific adenosine deaminase activity; double-stranded RNA adenosine deaminase activity; double-stranded RNA binding. The transcript is spliced from 3 exons. The record is from RefSeq and is a predicted model, not a curated record. Gene Ontology annotation, cellular component: cytoplasm; nucleolus. The coding region runs from base 1 to 1488 and encodes 495 amino acids.